Caenorhabditis briggsae is the source of this 345-nucleotide messenger RNA. Bases 1 to 345 code for a protein of 114 amino acids. Lineage: Eukaryota; Metazoa; Nematoda; Chromadorea; Rhabditida; Rhabditidae. The transcript has 3 exons. The record is from RefSeq and is a predicted model, not a curated record.
AUGUUCAAAACAAUCAGCGACAUGCUAUCUUUGGAUCUUUUUUUGGAGCUAAUAUUUUUGCUUUUCGGCAUUUCUAACCUGAUCCAAGGUCCUCUCGGCAUUCUGAAUCUCCAACACCAUUGGUGGUUCCGUCUUCGGAGUCGUCAGAAGCCUCCACUUCUAGGUGGCCUAGGAGAGGACACUGCUUGUAAUCUCCUCUGGAUGUACAACACAUCGAGAAUUCCCACUCUUACCAAAAUUUUUUCUUUUCCUUCUCCCGAGUUGGCAAGUAAUUUCUCUCAUCACCCGAUCUAUUCUCAGACAGAUUAUUUCAGAAUAUGUUACGAAACAGAAUCCAUCCAUUAG